Messenger RNA from Polyodon spathula (Mississippi paddlefish), 3482 nucleotides. RefSeq names its product GTP binding protein 3, mitochondrial (gene gtpbp3). Lineage: Eukaryota; Metazoa; Chordata; Actinopteri; Acipenseriformes; Polyodontidae. Gene Ontology annotation, biological process: tRNA methylation; tRNA wobble uridine modification. Gene Ontology annotation, molecular function: GTPase activity; protein binding; GTP binding. The transcript has 9 exons. The record is from RefSeq and is a predicted model, not a curated record. Gene Ontology annotation, cellular component: mitochondrion; cytoplasm. The coding region runs from base 382 to 1893 and encodes 503 amino acids.
GGGUAAACAUGCGAGCUGCUGUUUGAAGCGUGUAAAGGGGACGAGAUUGUUAAUUUUAGGUUGUACGCAGGGCUAAAUAAUAUUAUAGUAUUCGUAUUGUUUAUUGUCUAAACGCGCUUAUCAUAAUUCAACGUGCAGAAACAUAAUAUUAAAAAAUUACAGAGAUCACAGGAGUUUAGAUGUGCUGAGAAAUGUGCUCUUACUAACGAACCACUUUGAAGGGUAAUAUAUGUGUUCUGAAGGGAAUUUAACUAUUUAAAAGAUAACACACCACACCUACUUUAUUGGUGCAAAUGGCUCGGGUGCAUUUCUCUCAAUAGUGAGUAAACCGAAUAAUAGAGUAUUCUGGUUACUGCAGUACCUCGCUAGACUUUGGUAAAAAUGUUCCGAAUGAUUUCUGGAGCGCUUGUCAGACGCUGUUCGGGUGUCUCCACGUGUUUAAGGUUCGCUCUGAGGCCCCUCUGCAGUGCUCCCGGCCCAGGAUACUGCCCCACCAUCUUUGCGUUGUCCUCGGGCCACGGGAAAUGUGGGGUGGCAGUGAUCCGAGUCAGUGGCCCGGCCUCGGCCAGUGCUCUCCGCAGCCUCGCUGGGAUGACGCAUUUACUCCCGGCCCCCAGAACCGCUGUGCUGCACAGCCUCCUGGACCCCGGCACGGGGGAGCCACUCGACCGGGGGCUGGUGCUCUGGUUCCCAGGUCCACACAGCUUUACAGGGGAAGACUGUGCUGAGUUCCAUGUGCACGGGGGCCCAGCAGUGAUUAGCGGAGUUUUACAAGCCCUGGGAAGCCUGCCCGGCCUGCGCCCCGCUGAAGCUGGGGAGUUUACUAGACGUGCCUUCCAGGCGGGGAAGCUGGAUCUGACAGAGGUGGAGGGGCUGGGGGACCUGAUCCACGCCGAGACAGAGGCUCAGAGGAGGCAGGCCCUGCGGCAGAUGGCUGGAGACCUGGGGCGAUUGUACCAGGGCUGGAGCCAGGCCCUCACGCGGAAUCUGGCUCACAUGGAAGCUUUCAUUGAUUUCAGUGAAGAUGAGAAUAUUGAAGAGGGCGUUUUAAACCAAGUGGACGUCUCGGUCGAGCAGCUGCGGGAGGAGCUGGAGGCUCACCUGAGGGACGGGCGGCGGGGUGAGCGGUUACGAAACGGAGUUCAGGUGGUCAUCGCCGGGGAGACCAACGCGGGGAAGAGCAGCCUCCUCAAUACCAUCUGCCAGCGGCCGGCAGCUAUCGUGUCUCCGGUUGCCGGGACGACGCGGGACGUUGUGGAGGCGCCGCUGGACAUCGGGGGAUUCCCUGUGCUGCUGAGCGACACGGCCGGACUGAGGGACACUCAGGAUAGUGUGGAGAGAGAGGGGGUGAGGCGGGCCAGAGAGAGGGUGGAGCAGGCGGACCUGACCGUGGCCAUGCUGGAUGUGGCAGAAUUCCCUGAGGACCUCACAAGGUUGCCACAGUUCCUGCCUGAAUACCUGAAGAAGGUCCUAGGUGACAGCCAGAGACCCUGCCUACUGGUCCUCAACAAAACUGACCUGCUGAGCGGGGAACAGCUGGACAGCCUCAGAGGGGUCCUCGCCUGGGCUACAGGGCUGCCCCCUAUCUGCCUGCUGUCCUGCACAACGGGAGACGGACUGGAACACUUCCUUGGGGUCCUUCAAAAGCAAGUGGAGAGCAUGUGUGGGAACCCCCUGGUGGGCGCCCCAAGCCUGACCCAGGCCCGCCACCGCGUUCACCUGGUCAGGUGCGUGGAAGCGCUGGCACAGUACCAGCACUACCGGGAACUGGACCUGGCGCUGGCUGCAGAAGGGCUCCGCCUCGGCCUCACCAGCCUGGGCAGAAUCACCGGCAGGGUGGGUGCAGAGCAGAUCCUGGACCUCGUAUUCAAAGACUUCUGCAUUGGCAAAUAGGAGGAGCUGCUGCCCUGGAGCGCAUGACCAUGGCACGCUUCCACAAGCUGUAAGAGCAUGAGGAUACCAAGCCAGGCACUGGUUAAAGAUGAGGGUUGGUUAUUGUUUACAGUGACUGAUUUAUUGUUGACAGUCCUCAAAGCUGCUGCUCAAAGAUUAUUAUUCUACUUCAUUGUCAACCUUCACCGGUUAUUGUUGACAGUCUCCAACAGUCACACCUUUGACCGGUUUUUCAAUAAAAAACAGAAACCGCUUCAAUUCUGUUUCGCGUUUUGCUCCCUCUGGGCUUUCUCUCCAGUCUUUUUGCUGCUGUACAAAGUACUGAACGAAACAUUCAAGAUCAGGCAUGGAAAUAAGAUUGCUAUUGCAUAGCAUUUGCACCCAUGACAGGUUUUACUACAAGCUGGAUUAGCCACAGCCUGUAUAGGUAACAAGCUCAGGUGUGCCUUAUUAAACUCUGUAGUAAAACCAGGAAUAGAUCAAACUGCUGUGUGAUGGGAGUCUUCAUUUCUAUCCCUGAAAAUGUUGGGAACUAGCAGCGUAAAGCCUAACUCUCCUCGAGGGCAGGAUGCCUGGGUGAGUAAGCAGCCCAGGGUCAGCUCUCUCCACCAGCAGAGGAUGACCUGACUGUCUGGGCUGGAUAGAAUAACACAGAGUUUUAAACAAAGGAUUUCCUGAGGAUGCACGGAGCAGUGCUGGAGAAAGAACUCCAUCACCUGGCGCUCUCUCAGUCACCAGCCAGCACCAGCUUGUCUCAAAUCAUUCUUCCUGACUUUCCCCUUGUCAGACGCAGUCACAGAAUAUAAAGGUUAAGACUGGAAAUCAAAGUAAAAAUGCUGAAUGGCAUCGAAGUUUAACUGAAAAGGUUCUGUUCUUAUAGAGAAUGUUUUUUUUUUUUUGUUUUUGUUUUUUUCAAAAAGCGAAAUUAUAUGAAGUGUCUUGAUAUAUGGUAAACUGCUGUAUGUCAGCCUUACAAGACUGUUUCUUUAACCACUGGACCACAUGGCCUUUUUAAUGCAGCAUAAAAUAUUACAGCACUGUUCUAUAGAGACUUACUCUUAAGCCAGGUCUGUUUGAGUGGUGUAAUAUACACUGGCUCCCACGUAUUGUUGACAGUUCCAUCCUUGCCUGAAUGUAUAGACUCUGUGCCCGUGACUCGAGUGUUGGGAUUUCCGUGUGCUAGCAUGUGAGGGAAGUAUUGUUUUCUCUUAUAAACAGUGCAGUUUGUAUACCUCCCACCCAUCCGUCUGGCUUGGAUGCCUGACAAACUCGCUGCUUUGAAUAAAUAUUGUGUUCUUUUAAGUUUCCGAGUUGUAAACAUGUCAAUGCAUCUUACCUGGCCACCUUGUUGAAAACGACAUUGUUUAGAGUAUAAAAGCAGUGUUUCCCUUUAUCGUGGCGUCAUUCACUUCAAUUUCCUCAGUACAUCGAAUUUCAGCCAGCAAGGAUUGGUACACUGGGGUGGUGUUAUAGCUCUGGAGAGAAGUUUCGCAUCCCCCUCUAGAAUUAACUCACAUUGCUUUAUAAAGGCGAAUGAAACCUGCUGAAUAAUGUUACUCUAAUAUAUUGAAUUACGUUCCUCUUUGUAG